ACACUCCAACCAGGCUGAGAGAACAAUGGCAUUGAUUACCCGAAAAGAGAAUUAUGCAGGAGGCGUCCCUCUAUUCAAACAAAGAGUUGAGCACUUUAGAUGUUGACUUUGUGACUUCCCGUGGCCGCUUAACUAAAGUGCUGACUACACCGUAUGAGAACCUGUCAAGCUGGUUGCUGGCCGUCACCAAGUUCCAAGGAAUACUUUACAUCAACGAAGUGGAAACAGAAGCUGCUCGCAUAAACCGCAACAACCGCACUGAGAGUCACGAGGAAAACAUAUACUGGGGGUACAAGUUUGAGCAGUACAUAUGCUCAGAUAAAAUUGAUGGCUCACCAGAUUCGAGUGGCGUGGUCAACUCUAACGAGGCCUUCUACACCGUGGUCCAAACCUGCCUCUCAGAUCACAGACUCCUGUUCUCCGGAGAGGUGGACUGCCGGGAUAAAGCUAAUUCCUCGGAUCCUCCAGCCUGCUACUUGGAGCUGAAGACAGCAGGAAAUAUCCUCACCGACAAACAGCGUGGCAAAUUCAACAGGUUUAAGCUCCUCCAGUGGUGGGCACAGUCCUUCCUAGUCGGAGUCCCUCGCAUUGUUGCAGGCUUCCGGAAUGACGACGGAGUUGUCGUGUCUGUGAAGACUUUUGAAGUCAGCAAUAUUCCAAAGCUCGCCGAGAGUGAGGUCAACUGUUGGAAGCCAAACAUCUGCAUGAACUUCUGCAGUGAGUUCCUGUCUUUUGUCAAGCGUGUGGCGAUCGAAGACAAUCCUCAUGUGGUGUAUCUGUUCUCAAGGAAUCCCCGCUCCAACGUGACCUACACUGUACACAAGGAUUCUUCUUAUUCUUUCUUACCAGACUGGUACGUGAAGGAAAUGAUCUAAAUAUUCAUAGCGUCAGUACUAAUCUACGCUGCAGCAUGAAGUAAUUGAGGCUAAUCAAAACAAAAUGGCACAAGUACAUUUUACCACUCUCCUAGCAUCGUUCUUGGUAGGCUUUCCUGUAAUUGAUUCAUUUGUGGUAAAUGUGAGUGUUAUACAUUAUGCGUCUGCAAUGUUUACAUCAUGUACCAACAAUUAAACAUUUCUGACAAAC
Dunckerocampus dactyliophorus (ringed pipefish) is the source of this 1086-nucleotide messenger RNA. RefSeq names its product decapping and exoribonuclease protein-like. Gene Ontology annotation, cellular component: nucleus; cytosol. The record is from RefSeq and is a predicted model, not a curated record. Bases 54 to 875 code for a protein of 273 amino acids. The transcript is spliced from 7 exons. Gene Ontology annotation, biological process: nuclear-transcribed mRNA catabolic process; NAD-cap decapping. Gene Ontology annotation, molecular function: mRNA 5'-diphosphatase activity. NCBI's taxonomy places the organism in Eukaryota, Metazoa, Chordata, Actinopteri, Syngnathiformes, Syngnathidae.